GCGGUCUCCCACCCCAUUCCCCUCCUCCCGCCCUUGUCCACCUGGCCCACCUAUCCCCCUCCUCCCGCCCUUCCCCUACUUGCUUUCCUUCGUCUGUUCCCUCCCCACUCCUCUCUCUGCCUGUCCUCCUCCCCUGCAGCCAUGUCCUUCAGCCACGAUAGUGAUUCCAAAAUCACGUUCAACACCUCCGGCGGUGUGAGCGUCACGCCCUCCUUCGACAAGAUGAACCUCAAGCCGGACCUUCUGCGUGGCAUCUUCGCCUACGGCUACAACAAGCCGUCGGCCAUCCAGCAGCGUGCAAUCGUCCCCAUCUGCAAGGGUCGCGAUGUCAUUGCCCAGGCCCAGUCGGGUACCGGUAAGACUUCGCUCAUUUCCAUCUGUGCCCUGCAGCGCCUGGACCUCAAUAGCCGUGACACCCAGGUUCUCAUCCUGUCGCCGACGCGUGAGCUUGCCGUCCAGAUCCGCAAUGUCACGUCCGCCCUGUCGGACUACAUGUCUGCCAACAUCCACGCCUGCAUUGGUGGCACGUCCACCCGAGAGGACCAGCAGAAGCUGGAGCAGGGCCAGCAGAUUGUGUCCGGCACUCCUGGCCGUGUCUUCGACAUGAUCCGGCGGAAGGCCAUCAACGUGCGCAACAUCAAGAUGCUGAUCCUGGAUGAGGCGGACGAGAUGCUGUCGCGCGGUUUCAAGGAGCAGAUCUACGACGUGUACCGGCACCUUCCCCCCGGCCAGGUGGUCCUCGUUUCGGCCACCCUGCCGGGCGAGAUCCUGGAGAUGACCAGCAAGUUUAUGUCCGACCCCAUUCGGAUCCUGGUCAAGCGCGAUGAGCUGACCCUCGAUGGGAUUGCCCAGUACUUUGUGUCGGUUGAGAAGGAAGAGUGGAAGUUCGAGACCGUGUGCGAUCUGUUUGACUCGCUGACAAUCCCGCAGUCGAUCAUCUUCUGCAACACCAAGAAGAAGGUUGAUUGGCUUACGCAGAAGAUGCGCGCGCAGAACUUCACCGUCUCUGCCAUGCAUGGGGAGAUGCCCCAGAAGGAGCGCGAUCUGAUCAUGCAGGAGUUCCGCUCCGGCAACUCGCGCAUCCUCAUCACCACCGACAUCUGGGCCCGUGGUAUCGACGUGUCGCUGGUGUCGCUGGUCCUCAACUACGAUCUGCCUCUCAAUCGAGAGCAGUAUCUCCACCGCAUCGGUCGCUCUGGUCGCUUCGGUCGCCGUGGUAUGGCCAUCAACUUUGUCAAGCCGGACGAGGCCUCCCAGCUCCGUGAGAUUGAGCAGUACUACGGCACCAUCAUCAGUGAGAUGCCCAUCAACCUUUCCGACCUUGUUUAAAAUGCCGACCUUUGGCAAGCCAUUUUUCUCCUCCCCCUCCUUGGCGUGGUCGAGUCAGUCCCUCUCCCUCCCACUUUUUCCCUUCCUCAGUGUUUCUUGCGUGCGGGUGCGAUGUCCCCCCUCCCCUCCCCUUCGUCCCCCUUCCCCUCGCCCCAGCGUGUCGAACUAGUCAGCCGCCGCCACCGCCGCUGGGGGUCCCGGCUCGCAGGGGACCUCCCUUUCUCCUUCUCUCUUUCUCCCCUCCCCCCCCCCCUCUCUCUCUCUCUCCCCCCCCCAUCUCCACGUCCAAU
This is a messenger RNA of Fonticula alba, 1619 nucleotides long. RefSeq names its product ATP-dependent RNA helicase FAL1. The coding region runs from base 142 to 1329 and encodes 395 amino acids. Lineage: Eukaryota; Rotosphaerida; Fonticulaceae. Gene Ontology annotation, cellular component: nucleolus; catalytic step 2 spliceosome. The transcript has 6 exons. The record is from RefSeq and is a predicted model, not a curated record. Gene Ontology annotation, molecular function: RNA helicase activity; ATP binding; ATP hydrolysis activity.